CCCCCUCACGUGGUCGGCCCGGCCAUGGCGACCGGCGCGCGCGGCGGGUCGCGGCAGCUGCUGCAGUUCCUGCGGCUGCUGGGGCGGCUCAAGAGAGUCCCUCGAACUGGCUGGGUGUACCGAAAUGUGGAAGAUCCAGAGAGUGUGUCCGAUCACAUGUACCGCAUGGCGCUGAUGGCCAUGGUGACCAGAGAUGCCCACCUUAACAAAGACCGAUGUAUUCGCCUGGCCCUGGUUCACGACAUGGCAGAGUGCAUCGUGGGGGACAUAGCGCCAGCUGAUAACAUCCCCAAAGAAGAAAAGCAUAGGCGAGAAGAGGAAGCCAUGAGGCAGAUGACCCAGCUCCUGCCGGAGGACCUCAGCAAGGAGCUCUACGAGCUGUGGGAGGAGUAUGAGACCCAGUCCAGUGCAGAAGCCAAGUUUGUGAAGCAGCUGGACCAGUGUGAGAUGAUCCUGCAGGCGUCGGAGUAUGAAGACCUGGAGAGCAAGCCGGGGAGGCUGCAGGACUUCUUCGACUCCACCGCAGGGAAAUUCAGUCACCCCGAAAUAGUCCAGCUCGUCUCUGAAAUUGAGGCUGAAAGAAAUGCGAACAUUGAUACCUCCUCGGGUGAGCCGGGCUCCUGAGCACUGGGCCUGUGACACACGAUUUCUUUCCCUUUCCUGGUGCUGUUUUGCCAUUGCUGGCCUUGAGUUCCUGCGUGUGAAGUCUGUGUGUUUUCAGUUGUCUGCACUGCUGCAAGAAAUGUGAUGUCAUUCAGGCCCUAAAAGAAGUGAUGGAAGAAAUGGUGAUGAAUACAGCAGGAGUGGGGAGGAGUGCCUUUUUAAUAAAUUACACAUCCUAAACUUGAAAA
This is a messenger RNA of Chinchilla lanigera (long-tailed chinchilla), 851 nucleotides long. It is a transcript of the gene Hddc2, whose product is annotated as HD domain containing 2. NCBI's taxonomy places the organism in Eukaryota, Metazoa, Chordata, Mammalia, Rodentia, Chinchillidae. Bases 25 to 624 code for a protein of 199 amino acids. The transcript has 6 exons. Gene Ontology annotation, molecular function: 5'-deoxynucleotidase activity. Gene Ontology annotation, cellular component: cytoplasm. The record is from RefSeq and is a predicted model, not a curated record.